Messenger RNA from Striga asiatica, 3574 nucleotides. The record is from the annotation of a GenBank genome assembly. NCBI's taxonomy places the organism in Eukaryota, Viridiplantae, Streptophyta, Magnoliopsida, Lamiales, Orobanchaceae.
AACUGAAGACAUGGACGAUUGUGACGUCUUGAUUUACAGCGGUCAAGGUGGGGUCCAGAGGAGGGACGGUCAAAUGAUUGACCAGAAGUUCGAGAGGGGAAACCUCGCUUUGGAGAAGAGUUUGCACCGCGCGAACGACGUUCGUGUCUAUAAGCUCGUCCGGGUGCCCGGGCAGCCCGAAGGGUUUUCGCUGUGGAAAUCAAUUCAGCAGUGGAAAGAUGAGAUUAUCUCUCGACCGGGAAUUAUUUUGCCCGAUUUGACAUCGGGAGCAGAGAGCUUUCCUGUUUCGCUUGUAAACGAUGUGGAUAGUGAAAAGGGGCCCGCGCAUUUCGCGUACGUCUCGACUUUGAGAUACACUCGGCCUUUUUCUGUAACUAAGCCCUCGUUCGGUUGUCACUGCGUAGGUGGAUGCCAGCCUGGCGACUCGAACUGCCCGUGCACCCAGAGAAAUGACGGUGGUCUCAUUCCUUAUUCGUCUAUUGGGGUUCUUUUAAGGAUCAAAUCGCCGAUAUAUGAGUGUGGGCCCACAUGCGCGUGCCCUGCGAACUGCCGUAAUCGAACUUCACAGACAGGGGUUAAGGUCCGUUUGGAGGUGUUCAAGACGAAAAACCGAGGAUGGGGGCUCAGCCUGUUUAUGAACUCUUCUGGUUCGAAGAAGACUUCAUUUCCAGUUGUUAUUAGUGCUAAGAAUAAUGGGAAUGUGGCUCGUUUUAUGAACCAUAGCUGCUUGCCGAACGUGUUUUGGCAGCCGGUUUUGCGUGAGGGUGAUAAUGAAGUUUUUUUGCACGUGGCUUUUUUUGCUGCACGUCAUAUUCCACCCAUGCGGGAGUUGGCGUAUGACUAUGGGAAGGUUGCGAAUGGUAAUGGGGAAAAAGGGAAGAAGAAGUGCUUGUGUGGGACCACAAAGUGCAAGGGGAGCACCACAACCUCCUACCACUCUCCUCCAAUAGGGGAGGAGUUAGAUGCUGGUGGCAUUUGUAUCUGGGUUGCUUCUAAUCCCGGGAAUGUUCCAUCUGUGAGAUCAGGGGUGCAUUCAAACACACUUUCAAGAGGCACCAUGCGUCGAUGGAUUCUGAGUUCAUCUUUCACCAUUUGGGAUGUUUCACAAGGGCUGGGAACUCCUAUUCGAAGGGGCUUAGGGGGCAAUUUAAUUUUAAUACUAUGCAGCCAAGUUAUUGAGAAGAUAGCAUGGGAUGCUUCAGCGGAGAUACUUGCAGUAUCCUAUAGAGAUGGAGAUGAAUUGUACAAAGGUCUCAUAGCCAUAUUUGAUGUUAAGAGAACUCCCUUAAUUUCAACUUCAUUGAUUGGAUUUAUCCGAGGGCCUGGGGACAAUCCGAAGCCAUUAGCAUUUUCAUUCCACGACAAGUUCAAACAAGGACCAUUGCUUUCUGUGGUUUUUACCGAGAUUGAAACUGGUUCAUGCCGCAUGGAAUUUGGUAAAGAAAUCUCUUUGCACCAUGAACUUCAAUUUAGAAGUGUUCAAAUGGAGAGAGGUCUAGGUUCUGAUUCAAAUGCCACUCCAGUUUCAAUCGACAAAUCUACAAUCUUAGAAGUGAAGCCUCUAAAAACCCUAGUCCCCAUUUUCCCCAAUUCACCUGGCCUGUCCCCAAACACUGCUGCUCAGCCCACGGGCCCAUUUCCCACCGGUGUCCAGCCGUUUUACCCCUUCCUUUCCCCAAACGGGCCACACCACUCCAAUUCGGGCCCCCAGCACAAUCUUCCGCAGCCCAAUUUCGGAUUCUCCCCUGGCAGCAUCCCUGCCCCAGUCCCUCUCAACUCAUUUAGAACUCCCAUCCCUCAGUCAAACGGGUUGGGCCAGCCCAAACGGUCCUCCCGGACCCGCCAAUCGGGCCCUUCCCCUUCGGAGGACGAUGAAUUUAGCGACUCACAGAACCCGAGCGACCAGUACACGAGCAGCAACACUGGCAAACGGCGGGCCCCGGGUCGGCCCAAAAAGAUACGGGUCGAAAACGGUGAGGAGUUUGACAUUGAGUCCAUGGUCAACCAUUUCUUGACCUUAUUCAAGCUGAACGAAUUCAACGAUUUUCGAAGGUCAGCCGGUGACAGUGAAACCGUGGCCUCGAUACUCUCGGCCUACGAUUUUCUCCGUAAAAAGCUGACUCAGCUUGAGGAAUCCAAGACCCGGGGCCCGGGGAUCGCCAGGCGGCCCGAUCUGAAAGCCGCAAAUCUCAUGAUGAGCAAAGGGAUCCGAACGAACAACUCCAAACGGAUCGGCCACUUGCCUGGUUUCGAAAUUGGUGACAUGUUCUUUUUCCGAAUGGAGCUUUGCAUUGUCGGUUUACAUGCUCCCAGCAUGGCCGGAAUAGAUUACAUGAGCAUUCGGGUCACUGCUGACGAGGAGCCUCUGGCCGUCAGCAUAGUCUCGUCCGGCGGUUACGAUGACGACAUGGACGAUUGUGACGUCUUAAUUUACAGCGGUCAGGGUGGGGUCCAGAGGAGGGACGGUCAAAUGUUUGACCAGAAGCUCGAGAGGGGGAACCUCGCUUUGGAGAAGAGUUUGCACCGCGCGAACGACGUUCGUGUCGUGAGGGGCAUAAAGGACAUUUGCACCACCGGGAAGAUUUACGUGUACGAUGGCGUUUACAGAAUACAAGAGUCGUGGGCCGAGAAAAAUAAGUUGGGAUGUAACGUUUUUAAGUAUAAGCUCAUCCGGGUGCCCGGGCAGCCCGAAGGGUUUUCGCUGUGGAAAUCGAUUCAGCAGUGGAAAGAUGGGAUUAUCUCUCGACCGGGAAUUAUUUUGCCCGAUUUGACCUCGGGAGCAGAGAGCUUUCCCGUUUCACUUGUAAACGACGUGGAUAGUGAAAAGGGGCCCGCGCAUUUCACGUACGUCUCGACUUUGAGAUACACUCGGCCUUUCUCUGUAACUAAGCCCUCGUUCGGUUGUCACUGCGUAGGUGGGUGCCAGCCUGGCGACUCGAACUGCCCGUGCACCCAGAGAAAUGACGGUGGUCUCAUUCCUUAUUCGUCUAUCGGGGUUCUUUUAACGAUCAAAUCGCCGAUAUAUGAGUGUGGGCCCACGUGCGCGUGCCCUUCGAACUGCCGUAAUCGAACUUCACAGACAGGGGUUAAGGUCCGUUUGGAGGUGUUCAAGACGAAAAACCGAGGAUGGGGGCUGAGGUCGUGGGACCCAAUUCGAGCGGGAGGUUUUAUCUGCGAGUAUGCAGGGGAUGUAAUUGUGGGGGGCGUUUUGGGAAAUGAAAAUAAUGAUGAUGACAGUUAUGUAUUUGAUGCGACUCGUGAGUAUGUGCCUUUGGAGCCUGUUUAUGACUCUUCUGGUUCGAAGAAGACUUCAUUUCCCCUUGUUAUUAGUGCUAAGAAUAAUGGGAAUGUGGCUCGUUUUAUGAACCAUAGCUGCUUGCCGAAUGUGUUUUGGCAGCCGGUUUUGCGUGAGGGUGAUAAUGAAGUUUGUUUGCACGUGGCUUUUUUUGCUGCACGUCAUAUUCCGCCUAUGCGGGAGUUGACGUAUGAUUAUGGGAAAGUUGCGAAUGGGAAUGGGGAAAAAGGGAAGAAGAAGUGUUUGUGUGGGACCACAAAGUGCAAGGGUUACUUUUAU